Molecule: messenger RNA, 844 nt
Organism: Culex quinquefasciatus (southern house mosquito)
Lineage: Eukaryota; Metazoa; Arthropoda; Insecta; Diptera; Culicidae
Product: MIT domain-containing protein 1
Exons: 3
Coding region: 110-826 (238 amino acids)
Source: RefSeq, a predicted model, not a curated record
CAAACAGCUGAUGAGGUAAACAAAAUUCAGCUGUACGAGGUUGUUUACCUCCAAGGAGGGUGGUAUUCUGUGUUGUUUUUAGAAAUUAGUUCAAAAUUUCCCGUGAAACAUGGCACAAAUGGCUAUAACAUUGCUCACCCGAGCAAUCGAAUAUGACAUCAAUGGACGAAAGCUGGAAUCGCUCAAGCUGUACGAGGAUGGCAUCGAGGCACUGCUCAAGGAAUCUAAAGCCGAGGUCGACCCCAAGCGGAAGCAGCACUUCCAAAGCAAAAUCCUCGAGUACAUGGCCCGCGCGGAACAGGUCAAGGAGCAAAUCACCCGGUGGCGAAGUCGGGGUGAAAUCCGCGACAAGAUCCACGUCGUUGAGGGUGCCACCGGGUACAGCUAUGGGCGCGUGUUUGGCAAGUACAUGACCGACGAGGUGAAGGAAAUUAUGAUCGAAGAACCGUACGUCCGGGAGCAUCACCAGCUGUGCAACGUGGUCAUGUUCUGCGAGCUGGCCGUGAGUAGCUGUAAGGCGUUGAAGUUCGUCAAGCUGAUGACGGUGAGGGAAAAGAAAAACAACGACGAACAGGCGAGAGCGUUGCAGAUACUGAAGGACAGCGUCAAGAAGCAGGGUGUGGAAUUCUUUGUGGAGUACUCGGAGCACAUGCAUGAUAGGCAAGUUAUAUUAAGUAAUGGUUAUAUUGUUAAAAUUGGACGAGGGUUGAACUACUUCAAGCCACCUUCUAGCAAAUACAGUCUCGGAGCGUUCAAUUACCAAUAUAGGGAAUGUAGAGAAACAAAUAUCGAUGUUUUUUACUGUCCAGAAAAUAAUAAAAUGUGAUUUUUAUUACCCAAAAAA